Messenger RNA from Pseudocercospora fijiensis CIRAD86, 1545 nucleotides. RefSeq lists its product as uncharacterized. The record is from RefSeq and is a predicted model, not a curated record. Bases 29 to 1456 code for a protein of 475 amino acids. Lineage: Eukaryota; Fungi; Ascomycota; Dothideomycetes; Mycosphaerellales; Mycosphaerellaceae. The transcript is spliced from 2 exons.
GCCUCGAGCGCAAUAACAGCUCACAAAGAUGUCCUACGACUACCGCAAAACAACGACAACGACGCGGAAUCGUGGACGUCCUCUAUACGCCCCUCCACCUCCACCUGGCGGGCACAGCCGCAGCCAUUCAGUUCUGGGCUACUGGGUGCCUCUCGUGACAAUUGGCACAAUCGCAGUAGGUGGGCUUGCAGCGUGGAUCUGGAGUGAACGAAGCGGCCAUGACGAAGAUGACUACCCAUACGACAAGCCUCCGCGACCCCAGACCGGAGUAGGCGCACCAUAUCCCACCCAAGGCUCGCAACCAUACCCUGGACCACCCCAGCCUGCGCCUGGACAGCCGGGAUUCGUGCCUCUUCAAGAAGGAGGUCCUCCGCCUCCAGCAGGCGCAGAUGGAUCUACGGGCGGAAGCUGGGCUGCUGGCGGCGCAGCGAGCACGUAUUUCAAUGCCAGCUCGACACAAACGAGAGACGUCUCCGAGCAAGGUUUCUUCGGCAGAAUGCAGGGCGCAAUGCGAAGGACGCCCAGUCCACAGCAGUUUUUUGACAAUGCCAGUAAGCAAGUCAUGGGCGGCAUGGCCGCAGCUGGCGCCGCGCUGAGCAGUAUCAUUGAGAAUCCCGAUUCGCGAGACCACAGUCAGGAUGGCAGGAGACGAGAUGAAAGAGAUGGAUUUAGUGACCACGAACGCUGGAGCGAAGAGGCUGAAGAAAGGCAGCGCAUAAACAUUACUGAGAGUGCGGGCGGCAAGCGCAGCUCGAGCAAGGGCAAGAGCAGGUCGAAACGGACUGUGGCGGUCGUUCUGAGCGCCGAUGUUGAUACAUCGGCUGCUGAUGAUGAUGCAUUCCAUACAGAGCAUGGCUCCAUCUUGUCACAUCUCCCAUCAGCUCUUAACUCUGAGGUGACGGAUCUGUUCGUCCUCAUAUAUGCGCCGAACCUCAAGAAUCUGCCCAAGCCGGAACAGGCUACAUCCACUCUCGGCUCCAGCUACUCCGCAAUUUCGACUCCUGCCCAGACCCCAGCUUCCGAAUUGCCGUCCAUGUCUCCACGCGUAGAGCCGGCAAAUCCAACGUUUGACGCACUAUACAACCAGGCACUGUCGCUGGUUAAUCAUCCGACACAGAUAAUGCCUUUCACCACUCCUGCUGGAUAUGUCUCAAUGCUCAAGCAUCUGUCACCACAGCUUGUGUACAUCUCGGACACUUUGUCCGGCCACGAUGGCGAGACUGUGGCUCAGCUGAAAGGCUGGGUAGGCCACACCGUUCUUGUCGUAGGUGACGAAGGACAUGGAGGCCUUGCAGACACCGAGACCGAGACUGAGGAUGAGAGCCGAAGACAGAAGAAGAGUGAGAAGAGCUGGUGGGAGAGAUCAAGCUUUGUCGGUUUGGGUAAAGAGGUGGAUGUUGUUGACGCCACCCGCGUUGCUGAUGACUGGGCACGACGGGUUAAUGGAAGAGAGUAAGCUUAUGAGCUUGAGAGCAGGAAACAUGUGCAUAGCCCGCGAAGAUCGCGUUUGAUAUCCCAGUACGAAAUGAUGAUGUUGUUAUGCAG